GGUUCAGAACCAACAUCUGAAAUUGGACCAGGGAAAUCCAGGACUACUCCCCUGAAGUGUGCUUCCUGUCUCGAUCACCACCAUGAAUGCCAAGGUGAAAGGGUCACGUUUAAUGCUCCUGCUGAUGUCAAGCCUACUCCUGUGGAAGAAUGUAGCUUCCCAGUCCAAAUGUAUUGGCAGAACUGACCACUGGACUACAUUGCCACAUCUGGUUCAGCACGCAGUCACUUUGUCUGACAAUAUCCACGUCCUCACUUCAGAACUGUACCAGGACUUUAUAACCCUGUACUCCGUGGACCGAGACCUCUAUUUGAAGAAUAUGAAAAGUUGUCAUACAGCCUCCAUCACCACCCCUCUUGACAAGGAGCAGAUCCUGAAGAUGAAGGAAAAGGACAUGAUCAUCCUGGUGAUUCGCUUGAUGUCCUCCUGGGAUAACCCCUUGAGCCACCUCAUAGCCCAAUCAGUUCGCCUCCCAAAGAUUCCCCAGAGGUUCAUGAAGAAAGCUGAGUUGAUCCGGGAAAAAAUGCACUAUCUUCUAGAAGGCCUGGAGAUCAUGACCAGGCAGGUUGGCCUUCAAGACACAGACUAUGCGGACUAUGCUAUUUGGACUGAACCCCCAUCCUUGCAGUCAGCUGAGGGGAAAGAUUUCAUUGAUACUUUUCACCACCUGUGCCACUGCUUCCACAGGGAUAUAUAUAUAGUGGACAGUUUACUAAAGGUCCUAAAAGCCCAAGUAUCCCAUGAUAGACACAACUAAGCCCAUAGCCCUUUUUGCUGUUCUGAGAAGGAUCUUAAUGACUAUGCCUUGGACAGAUUCUUUUAAUUUUAAAUAAUUUCAUUUAUUUAUGGGUAUAAUAUUAUGAAGUAUGUCUUCUCCAAAAAAUAAAAACUGAAUAUUUUGCAUUGUC
This is a messenger RNA of Cavia porcellus (domestic guinea pig), 908 nucleotides long. It is a transcript of the gene Prlrp1, whose product is annotated as prolactin-like protein 1. The record is from RefSeq and is marked provisional. NCBI's taxonomy places the organism in Eukaryota, Metazoa, Chordata, Mammalia, Rodentia, Caviidae. Gene Ontology annotation, cellular component: extracellular region. Gene Ontology annotation, molecular function: prolactin receptor binding; hormone activity. Gene Ontology annotation, biological process: response to nutrient levels; female pregnancy; mammary gland development.